GCUGUCAGCUGACGGCCGAGCGGCCGCGGCGGCGCGGGGGGCGGGCGCCGGCACUCGGAGGUGUCCGCUGCCGCCGCGCAGAGCCGCCGCCGGGCCCGGGCCGAGCGAACGCCGCCAUGCCCUCGGAGAAGAGCUUCAAGCAGCGCCGCACCUUCGAACAAAGAGUGGAAGAUGUACGACUGAUUCGGGAUCAGCAUCCCACUAAAAUACCAGUGAUCAUUGAAAGGUACAAGGGGGAGAAGCAGCUUCCAGUUUUGGAUAAGACCAAGUUCCUGGUGCCAGAUCAUGUCAACAUGAGCGAGCUAAUCAAAAUUAUCAGGCGACGCCUGCAGCUGAACUCCAACCAGGCCUUCUUCCUGCUGGUGAACGGGCACAGCAUGGUGAGCGUGUCCACGCCCAUCUCCGAGGUGUACGAGAGCGAGAAGGACGAGGAUGGCUUCCUCUACAUGGUCUACGCCUCCCAGGAGACCUUCGGAGCGCCGGCCUCCGCCUAGGACACGCCGCUGGGCCUAGCCCUGGAUUUGGGUUGACCCUUGGCCAUCACCCCCACUGUUCCCCACACACCCCCCAAGGAAAGAACCGGAUGUCACCUACGCUCUCAGUCCUUAGCAUAGUCUUGCUUUAGCAGGUGUCUCAUCUCACCUUGCCUUGUUUGUGACUAUUAAACAGUACAGACGAGCACCUCCAGCUUUGAAACCUGCCCUAAUAAUAUUCCACACAGGCACAUUUACAGGUCUGGACCUGAUGAAAGGAGCCCAAUUGUGCAUGUGACACUUGCAGAGAAAGGGACACUUGAUUUACUUUUAAUGAGCGAACAGGCACCAGGGAGGAACUAAAGUGUUUCCCGUGAGUUUGCUGGAAAUUCUCCCUACGAUUCCUUAAAUUUUUUUGGUUUUAAAUGGGAAGGUUUCUCAUGAGAGCAAAUGCAUUUUAAUGUUCCAAAGGGGAGCUUUUUCUUCUGCAGCUCCAUCAGACUCGUGUCAGUGCUGCAGGGAGUUAAGGCAAGUGCUCGGGGUGAGCUGGGGAAGGACAACUCUUUGUGUCUCCGGUUUUUGGGCACCGCACGCUCAGGGGCGGCGCCGCUUUCUGGAAUACUCAUACCAAACACCACAGCUUUAUCGUAGUUGUAGGAAGUGUCUAACUGUAAAAUGCACACCCCAACAGGUAACACUGAAAUAAACUCCAGUCUGUUAUGAAUUCCCAAUCCCUGUGUGUUCAUCUGAGCUGGCUUCCAGUGAUCCAUAGGAUCCUGCCCCUAGCCCGGAGGUCGGCCCUUCCCGUGCCUGGCAGUCGGGAGGAGCAGCUCAGGGCCGGGAGCGGCUGCCCAGAGUUGACGAACAAACGAUUUGUGGCAGGGCUGGAGGCUCCUGUGUCCCGGGCAGGGAGCAGGCUGUGCAGAGGGGAGCUCUCCCGUGGGACAAACCUGUGUUUCUCUAGUGCUGUCAGCGAGGCGUGGCGGGAUCCCCGCGGUGUCCGUGUGUCCGCGGUGUCACCGGCUCUGGCGGGGACAGAAGCAAUACUACAGCGCCUGGCACUGCGCGGGGUGCACGCGUUGUACCUCCUCCACCUCGUACCUCCUCCACUCUUUGCAUGCAUCUCCUUUUCCCAGGGCCCCCUGCCCGUUUUUUAUUGUCCUUUGUGUUUUUACUCCGACGUGAACUUUUCGAUGCAGCUUGUUCUCUGUUUAGUUCUGUUCGUGUAAGAACUCGUUUAACUCAUAACUGACAACUGUACUUGUAAUUACGAUGUGAUCGACUGAUAUUCCUGUACAAAUGUUGCUUUUUUAAAAUUAAUACAGUGCUGAUAUGGAUGGAUUACAUCCCAACUUAA
Molecule: messenger RNA, 1830 nt
Organism: Camarhynchus parvulus
Lineage: Eukaryota; Metazoa; Chordata; Aves; Passeriformes; Thraupidae
Gene: MAP1LC3B
Product: microtubule associated protein 1 light chain 3 beta
Exons: 4
Coding region: 117-494 (125 amino acids)
Biological process (GO): cellular response to nitrogen starvation; autophagy of mitochondrion; autophagosome assembly
Cellular component (GO): cytosol; autophagosome; autophagosome membrane
Molecular function (GO): ubiquitin protein ligase binding
Source: RefSeq, a predicted model, not a curated record